CGGGCCCGCCCCUCCGGGCGGGAAGAGGGAAGCGCCGAAGCCGCCUGACUGGAAUGAGGGUAGCUGUGGCGACUGCGGCGGCUGGAGCGGGGCCGGCCAUGGCGGUGUGGACGCGGGCCACCAAAGCUGGGCUGGUGGAGCUACUCCUGAGGGAGCGCUGGGUCCGAGUGGUGGCGGAGCUGAGCGGGGAGAGCCUGAGCCUGACUGGCGACGGCGCCGCGGCCGAGCUGGAACCCGCUCUGGGACCCGCGGCGGCCGCCUUCAACGGCCUCCCGAACGGCGGCGGCGCCGUCGACUCGCUGCCCGGGAGCCCGAGCCGCGGCCUGGGGCCCCCGAGCCCACCGGCGCCGCCUCGGGGCCCCGCGGGUGAGGCGGGCGCGUCGCCGCCCGUGCGCCGUGUGCGGGUGGUGAAGCAAGAGGCGGGCGGCCUGGGCAUCAGCAUCAAGGGCGGCCGCGAGAACCGGAUGCCGAUCCUCAUCUCCAAGAUCUUCCCGGGUCUGGCCGCCGACCAGAGCCGGGCGCUGCGGCUGGGCGACGCCAUCCUGUCGGUGAACGGCACCGACCUGCGCCAGGCCACCCACGACCAGGCCGUGCAGGCGCUGAAGCGCGCGGGCAAGGAGGUGCUGCUGGAGGGCCUAUAAUGAGGAAAUUUCCCUCUGACCAAUAUCAGGGGCACAUCAGCUGCUGUACUAAGUUUCUUCAAAUAUCCUGGAAUUGUGAUGAGUUUGAACCCAUU
This is a messenger RNA of Cebus imitator (Panamanian white-faced capuchin), 736 nucleotides long. RefSeq names its product beta-2-syntrophin-like. The record is from RefSeq and is a predicted model, not a curated record. Lineage: Eukaryota; Metazoa; Chordata; Mammalia; Primates; Cebidae. Gene Ontology annotation, cellular component: intracellular anatomical structure; dystrophin-associated glycoprotein complex; synapse. The coding region runs from base 54 to 641 and encodes 195 amino acids. Gene Ontology annotation, molecular function: protein binding; structural molecule activity. The transcript has 2 exons.